CAAGCAGCAGUCCCUUUAACCUUUUCGUUCUUUACCCGAAGGCCUAUUCACACUUCGCCCCGUCGUGUUUGAACCUGUCCUUGUCAUGGUUUACUUAGGUUAGGCCGUUUAAAUGGCCUUAUGUUGCAAGUCAGCAGCAGCUCUGGCCAAUUAGCCGAUCAUUAACAGCGAGGGAGUUAAUGGAGAAGAUCUACGUUGCUGUUGGGAACGACCUGCAGGAAGGCUUCAAGACCCUGGAGUGGGCUCUUCGGAAAUGGCUGCCCGCCGACAACCCGAUGAUCGGCGGUGUAGUUCUUGUACACGUCGUGCGCAACGUCUCCAAUGAAUUUGUUUAUGGCCCAUUUGGGAAAUUUCCUGCAAGUUCAGUCAGUGACAAGAUGGUGGAAGUCCUGAAGAAGCAACUGCAGGAUGAGACUGAGAGUCUCUUGCACAAGUACAUAGCUUUCUGUGGCCAGGUGAAGGCAGAAGUCGUAAAAAUAGAAAAGUACGAUGAGCCGAUUUACAAGCUCCUCGUCGACUUGAUCUCUGGACUCCACAUGACAAAGCUGGUCCUUGAUCUUACUUUCAUCAAGGCCACCGCCUCCUCCUCCUCAUCCUCGCGGAAAUCUAGAGGUGUGAUUAGGGGAUCAUUUUACAUUCACCACCACAAGCCCGAAUUCUGUGAGCUGUACAUAGUGUGUGGAGGGAAGCUGGUCCAUCUCAGAGAAGAAGAUGCCGAAGGCGUCACUGAGGACGAUCAAGGCAUGAUGAUUACAGCGAAGAUGAGAGAUAAGCGUAGCUUCAAAGGUUGGCUCGAAAAGAUGAUGUUCCCUGACAGUUACAGGGCCCCUCUGCCAACGAAUCAGUUGGAUGAUACUCCAAACAAGUGGGAAGACCAUGUCCAAGAAAUCGAGAGCUAUUUCCAGCAAUUGCUGUCCUUAAAAGCCGAUGAAGUUAGUAACCGUGACGAUGAUACCGGCAGUGGGCAGAACAACCAUACUGAUUCAGCUUCACUAGCACGGGACGAUCCUAACUCUGAUAUGAGUGCUGCGGAUAAGAUUGAAACUCUCAAAAGGAGGAUAGAGGAAGCCCACCAGACAAUCGAACGAAAGCUAACAGAAGCUAAGAUUCAUGCAGAAGGCCGGUUAAAAGCUGAAAGGGCAAUUCGCUUAUGCAACCAACAGAUUGAGGACCUUGGAACGUGCCUAAAAGAAGAGAGAUCAAGCCAAGCUUCCCUUCAAAAAGACUUGGAAAUGGAAAGAGAGCAGCUCCAAGAAGUUGUGACAGACACCAUUGAAAGCAAGAGGAGGCUGAACUCGCUCGCACAAGUCCAGAUCGAACUCUCGAACAAGCUCCGAAUGUCGAUGCUCUCGAAAGCGCAAGGUGAAGCCCGUCUAGAGAAAGCAUUGCUCAUGAGAGUGGAGCUGGUGCGGGAGAUCGAGGAGUUGCGGCGACAAAGGGAUGUGCUCCGUCGCAGGAUUGAGUUCUGCAAAGAAAGAGAUGCAAUCGGAAUGGUCACAGGGCUGAAUGAAGUCAAGUUUGGAAAUAGAGAGUACACGACAGAGAAUAUCAGGUUGGCCACCGACAAUUUCUCCGAUCGUCGGAGGAUAAAAUCAGCAAGACAUCAGAGAAACAUAUAUAGAGGACGGAUUGACCAUGCUACGACCGCGAUUAAAAUUUGCAAUUUGGCACUAGAGGCUUUUGAGAGGAAGGUGAGAUUACUUAGCCAAAUUAGACACCCGCAUGUGGUCGCGAUGGUCGGCUUCUGCCGGGAGCUAAAAUGCAUUAUCUUCGAGUACAUGCAUAAUGGUAGCUUACAGGACAUACUGAAUUCAUCAAGCAAGAGAAGUAGAGAUUUUAUGUGGCACGACCGCCUGCGAAUUGCUCAUGAGAUCAGCUUAGGUCUGGGCUUCCUUCACUCAGCUAAGCCGAGGCCUAUCAUCCAUGGGCGCCUCUCUCCAUCGAACAUCCUCCUCGACCACAACCUCAUAGCGAAACUCGGUGGUCUCGGGCUCCUGAAAUGCGCCAGUGAGAAUGAUGUGAAAUCGGAUAUUCAAGCUUUUGGGCUCGUCAUGCUGCAUCUUCUAACCGGAAGCAGUUGUGCAGAGCUAUUUGAGGAAGCAAGAGAAAUGGACUGGGGUGUUCUCGCAAGGGUUCUAGACGAGAGAGCCGGGGAAUGGCCGGAGGGUCUGGCGGAACGCUUCGGUGAAGUAGCUAUCAGAUCUAUAUCGAUCGGCAACAAUGGGCCCGGAGAUUCCAGGAUGGCCGCCGUGAUAGAGGAGCUCGGGGAGAUGAGAAGAGAAGCAGAGGCACAUUUGGCAAUUCGGAUGACUGCAGAAGAGACCAGCAACUUACACGGAUCGGAUGACUUGAGGGGUGUCCCCAGCGGUUUCCUUUGCCCAAUAUUUCGGGACAUCAUGAAGAAUCCGCACGUAGCAGCAGAUGGAUUCUCGUACGAGCUAGAAGCUAUACAGGAAUGGCUAUGGACGGGGCACGGCACGUCCCCCAUGACUAACUUGAGAUUGGACCACAAGUUCCUCACUCCAAAUCAUAUCCUGCGCUCCCUCAUCCGGGACUGGCAAAGCCAGCGAUCUGAUACUAUGUCUCUGGAAGAUUAGAUGAGUCUGAAAAAUCUCGUGUUCGUGUAAUGACAUCAAACUCCCAAGAUAUAAAUUCGCAUUUACAUA
This is a messenger RNA of Punica granatum (pomegranate), 2666 nucleotides long. Lineage: Eukaryota; Viridiplantae; Streptophyta; Magnoliopsida; Myrtales; Lythraceae. The record is from RefSeq and is a predicted model, not a curated record.